GACUCGUCCAACAAGUCGAACGAAGAAGACCAGCCUCUGCCUCUGCCUUUUCGCAACAGUCGAGUAGUAGACAACCUUCUCAAGCUCUCGGUCCAGUCUUUUUCUCUUUCUCUCUCUGAGUUUCAGACUUUCAGAUUCAGCCUCUCAUCUCAAGUCUCAACCUCAGUUCUCUCUGUGUCUCUGACGCUGCGAGCAAGCAAGGGAAGAAGGCUUCAAAGCUCCUUCUCAUCGAAGCAUCGACGACCAUUGACAGCAGAGAUGUUGUGGUAAUUAAACAAUCGGAAUGAGGAAGUUGAAGGUGGUUUGGAGUAAAGUGUAUGAUUACGUACGUUAUGAUCUGAAAGAAAUUGCAUUCCCUUCAUCUUUGCCUGAUCCACCUCAUAUCAAAAAGCGUCGAAAAUUAACGUGGAAGGAGCGGUAUCUUGUGUUGAAAGAAGCAUCUAGGCUUUAUGCUGCUAGUUGGGUAAGGGAUAUUGGUCCUGAUCUUCGGCCAAAUGAUUAUAAGAAGGAGGACAAAAGUGAAGGCAAGCCUAAUGGAGUAAAUGGUGCAGCUAAAGAUAGAGAACCCUCCAUGUUAGAGGAUCUUGCGGUGGCUGCAAGGGGUGGGAUGGAGACACUAAAGCCAGCUUUGCAGCGUGUGUACAUGACAAGAGCAUCUGCAUAUAAAGAUGCACUUAAAAGUUUCAUAGAAGGGUAUCAAGAAGGUAUACAACGAGUCAUGGAGAAGAAGGAAAAUUUUAAAUCUCAGAAGGAAGAGGAUUCCCCAAAAUGAUCAAUUUGAACAGUCUAAAUGGAAUUUCCUCAAUUGUCACAAGAUAUACAGCUUUGAUUUAAUGCUUUUUCUGGGGCUUUUUCUGGGAAUAUAUAAGUUGUGGUUUUUAUAUUGUAAACAAAAUAUCAAUGCUAAGCAGGAUCUGCUGUGUAUACAUCAUCCAUUUCCUGUAAUGAUUUGUGCUAACAUAUGAUUUGGGUUUUACAUCUGUUGCACUUCCUAUAUGUUAUGUGCUUUUUUAUGCUUGCAAAUAGAAGUCAUCUGAAAAAAAAGUUGUUGAACAAUCACAACAGAUACACUUUGCUAAUAAA
Ilex paraguariensis (yerba mate) is the source of this 1083-nucleotide messenger RNA. The record is from the annotation of a GenBank genome assembly. Lineage: Eukaryota; Viridiplantae; Streptophyta; Magnoliopsida; Aquifoliales; Aquifoliaceae.